This is a messenger RNA of Arachis duranensis, 643 nucleotides long. RefSeq lists its product as uncharacterized. The record is from RefSeq and is a predicted model, not a curated record. The coding region runs from base 103 to 600 and encodes 165 amino acids. The transcript is spliced from 3 exons. NCBI's taxonomy places the organism in Eukaryota, Viridiplantae, Streptophyta, Magnoliopsida, Fabales, Fabaceae.
CGUGUAUUUAACUAACUUUAUGUAUUUUUACAUUACAACAAUAUGUAGGUUAUUUCUGAAAAAAAUCGUGAAAAUAGAUCCAAACAAAAAUGGAAUCAUCGAAUGGGUCCAGUUAGUUUUGAAUUAGUACGAGCUGAAUUGCGUGCAAAAAAAGAGGGCAAUGAAGAUCCAUCACAGUCUGAGAUGUUUGUUGUAACUCAUACUAACAAGAAAGGAGAGACUGAUUCGGGAACACAAGAGACGAUUGAUCAUCUUCAAAAUUUGAAGCAAGCUGGAUACAGUGAUGAUGAAGCGCUUCAAACAGUUUUUGGAAAGGAGAGACAUGGUAGAGUUCGUUUCUAUGGUCGAUCAGUCACAAAAUCCUCUCUUAAAAAGGAUAAGCAAAUCCGACAAAUGCAACAACAACAUGCUGAAGUGGUUUCAACUAUGGAGAAAAAUCAAAAUAACUUAACUUCCAAGUUAGAUGGUUUAACGAGCUUGAUCAAAACGGUGUUGCAACAAGUUAAUCCUGGUAUGAGUGCGGAACAAGUGCAAGUAAUGAUAGAAGCUGCCCAACAAUCUCCACCUGAUGCAAGUAGUGCACCAAAUGAUGCGAGGUGAAGCAUUCCUCCUUCACUGGGAUCGAACCAUGUGUCAAAAGAUA